Messenger RNA from Aspergillus homomorphus CBS 101889, 2059 nucleotides. Its product is annotated as Zn(II)2Cys6 transcription factor. The record is from RefSeq and is a predicted model, not a curated record. Lineage: Eukaryota; Fungi; Ascomycota; Eurotiomycetes; Eurotiales; Aspergillaceae. Gene Ontology annotation, biological process: regulation of DNA-templated transcription. Gene Ontology annotation, molecular function: DNA-binding transcription factor activity, RNA polymerase II-specific; zinc ion binding. The transcript has 3 exons. Bases 160 to 1833 code for a protein of 557 amino acids.
AGGCAAGACUUGUCCCCCUAGAAGGCACAGUGAACCCGCCUGUCCUCGCACUGCUUACUAUCUUGGGCUCGGCUCUCCUUAUCUGACUGGGUCUAUCGCUUAUGAUCCCCGACAUAGUACGACCGACCAGCCACUUCUGCACGCUGCGCCUGCUUUAACAUGGUCUUUUGUGGCAAGCCAAGCAAAGGCUGCGGGGAAUGCCGCUCUCGCAAGAUCCGGUGUGACCAGGCGCGGCCCACCUGCUCUCAGUGCGCCAAGGGCAACCGGGUCUGCCCCGGAUACCGAGAUGAACUGUCCUUGAUGUUCCGAGACGAGAGCCAACAGGUCGUUCGGAAGGCACGGACCGGGGCCACAGCGCGCAGGGCUAAACCAGCCAGCAAGUCCGGCCCGACUGGUCGGUCUGGAACCCCUGCUGGGCGCACUAGGAGUAAUAGCACUACCAACAGCCCCAGCGCCGCAUCGGGGGCCAGUGACAUAGUGGACUUCAAUGAAAAUGCACAGCUACAACGGGAGCUCAUCACCCGACGCUCUCUCGACCUACAACCCUCGUACCAACCAAGUAGAAACGAAGCCAUCUGCUUUUUCUUGCGUCAGAAUGCUUGGAUUGGAAGCGUAUGGAUGAGAUCGGAUUCCGCGACGGAGUUCAUCCUAGACAUGCGGACCUCGCCCAGCCAGCAGGCUAUGAUGGCUAGCAUGGCGUCCACUGGGAUGGCUAUGCUCUCCCGUGCCAGGCGAUCCGUUCCGCUACGGAUCGCGUCUGAGAAGGAGUACGGGCAUGCAUUGCAACUUCUUACUUCUGCUGUCACCGAUGAGAAAGAGGCUAGGGAUAACUCGACUCUGGCCGCAGUCCUGUUAUUGGCGAUUUUUGAGGUUGUCUCCAGUAGAGCUCCGCAAAAUCUCGAUAACUGGACGAAUCAUAUCGCCGGGGCCGCUGCACUUUUGGAGCUGAGAGGCGUGGAACAACUUCGGAAAGCGGAAGGACUCAAGCUGUUCUUGCAGUUACGAUAUCAGAUAAUAAUUAGCUGCUUACAACGAGAGGCUCGAGUGCCUCAAUCAGUCCUUGACUGCACGAGGGUCGCCCAAUUUCUGCGGCCGCAGACCGAGGCUUACAGCGACCGUCUGAUCAGUAUAACUGGCCGACUGGCCAAUCUUCGGGCGGACAUUCGUGAUAAAGUCAUCACCGAUAAUCAAGACAUCCUGACCACGGUGUAUAGCAUCGAAGGCGAGUUGAUGACAUGGCUCGCGGCUCUGCCGUCCCGAUUUCUCUACACCACUAUCGAGAGUCCUUGGCCUACCCAAUCCAACUGGGGUCUCACGUCGUACAACAACCGAUAUCACGUAUACCAAGAUUUAUGGCUUUCCCAUGCGUGGAACCAAUACCGCUGUGCUCGAAUCAUGAUCAGCGAAUAUAUCCUCACCUAUACAUAUCGACUGAACCUUUGCAUGACUCUCUCACCUGAUCUUAUUAGCCAUCACGCGCAGGUCCGCGAUCAGGCCAAAAAGCUCGCUCUCGAUAUAUGCGCCAGUGUGCCUUAUCACUUUAGCGCUGACCUCGUCACUGGCGAGGCCACUACAUUCAAUACAGUGGCCCUCGAACAUGGCUUCAUUCGCGGGAUGAUUCUGCUGUGGCCUUUAUUCUUGGCUGGUGCCACCGAGCCGAAGGACCAUUCUUUACGCAGAUGGGUGGUGGAUUGUUUAGCGCUUAUUGGUAACCGCAUGGGCAUUGACCAAGCUCUGGCCCUGAUAGACAUUUUGGAAGGUGGUGAGACGUUCGAUGUACUUGGACAAACUGACGACGCACGUAUAAUCGAAAGGGUCACUGCACCUCAUUGAGACUUUCAUGCAGAUGGCCACCAUACCCUAAGAUGCCUUUGUUUUGUGUCCACACCACAUUGCAUCAUGAGGAAGAAGCCGUUUGUCCAUAGAUAAAGUUAACCCACAGCCUUGAAGGUUGGUACGAUUCGAUGUUACUAUUUAGUCACGAACGGCAAUUACUUUUUAGUCUGGUCUGACAUGAGUGCAUAAAUUACCAGUGGCGGGCGGGCUCACUGACAUAUGU